This is a messenger RNA of Gordionus sp. m RMFG-2023, 2095 nucleotides long. Its product is annotated as prolyl 3-hydroxylase OGFOD1-like. Bases 42 to 1835 code for a protein of 597 amino acids. The record is from RefSeq and is a predicted model, not a curated record. Gene Ontology annotation, cellular component: cytoplasm. NCBI's taxonomy places the organism in Eukaryota, Metazoa, Nematomorpha, Gordioida, Chordodea, Parachordodidae. The transcript is spliced from 13 exons. Gene Ontology annotation, molecular function: L-ascorbic acid binding; iron ion binding; peptidyl-proline dioxygenase activity. Gene Ontology annotation, biological process: regulation of translational termination; peptidyl-proline hydroxylation.
UGUCGGACGUUUUUACAUUUAUUACAUAUUGAUGAAUCAUUAUGGAAAUUAACUCCUUUUUAAACCCAUUAUAUCUAGAUUCCAUAUUUAUAGACUCUGCCAAAAAUGCCUUUUCUUCUAAAUCAAUAGCAGUAAUUGAAAAUGAAUUGGAUUUCUCCCCUAAACCGUUUCCACAUUUUAUUUUCAAGAGAUUUAUAACCAAUCAAUCUUAUUUAAAGAGUUUGCAAGAGGAGUUGCAACAAAUCAAUUAUAAACAUAAGGAUAAUGAUUUAUAUAGAUUUAAUCAAUCUAAAGAUUUAAAAAGUAUUACUUUACCAAAUGUUGAAAAAUUGAAGAAUAUAAUUUACAAAGAAUUCAAAGAUGUUAUACAGAAUAUUACAGACAUACCUUUAAAUGAUAACAUUGAUUUGUUUGCCGCAAAAUAUGAUUACAGUGAUGUAUUAUUAUGUCAUGAUGAUCAAUCAGAUGGCAGAAGAUUUGCUUUUAUCUUCUAUUUAAACCCUGAUUCUUGGCAAGAAUCAUAUGGAGGCUUGCUAGGGUUUUUUGGAUUGAAUGAACAAAAUGAACCAGAUACACUAAUAACACAGAUUAUGCCAAUAUGGAAUCAAAUGAUUUUAUUUGAGGUCUCGGAUAAAUCUUAUCAUCAAGUUUCCGAGCUCAAAGCCGAAGGCAAAAACCGGUUAACAAUAUCGGGCUGGUUUCACGGAACAAAACCGCUAUUACUCCAUUUACCGUCGAUCUAUUUUCCGCUCGAGCUAUUAGCGCCACUCGAUUUCGAGGAAAACGCGCUUUACGAUUGGAUCAAUCCCAACUACCUGAUCGAAGACAUAAUUUCCCAAAUUCAGAUCACCUUUGGGGAAACCUCCGAAAUAAAUUUGAGUCAAUUCCUGGCGGAAGAUAAGUACUCCCAAUUGCUCAGUUACCUCGAUGGCUUAGCGGACGAGUGCUGGGAGAUCAAGGGGCCCAGAUUUAGGAGGAAUUAUUUGGUGGUAAAGCCAUCCUUACUGAAUUUGGCCAAGAAACCCAGGAAAGACGAAGUUCAAGCACCUUUACACAAUUCCAACCUCAAAAAUACUCAAACACCCACCCAAAGUAACAACUGCCUCAGGGAAUGCUGCAAUCUUUUCGGUUCCGAGGCUAUGUUCCUAAUCCUUUCAAACAUGACGGGAUUAGAAUUGCACCCUCUAGCACAACAAUCUUCCAUGGACACUACCCAAUAUACCACGGGUGACGGAUCUCCCUCCUCCGAUAAUUCUACCACCAGGGCGACUAAAAGGACGGAGAGCAUUGAGAGAAACAAGAAAAGGGAAAAGACAUUUGAUGCUGAUAAAAAAACAUCAGCUACACCUGUAAACGCCGAAUUUUCGGAUACUGACAUUGCUGACGAACGUGUUUUGGUUGACGAUAACCCUCCUCCAUCUGUUAAAAAAGAAGCCGAACCCGGAAGUGAAGGUAUCGAAGAUUACGGAUCCCGCUUCCAGAUCGAAGUUAGGAAAUUCCGACCCGGCGAUUACACCCUUCUAAACGACACCUCGAACGAGAUUGAGCAGAAAUCUCUGAAUCUUUCUCUAUUCGUUGGAUGCGAAGAUUGGAUCCCGGAUUACGGUGGUCAGGUUGUGUACGUGGAUCCUAAAGAGGAAGAACCGCUCUUAACUAUAAACCCGACCCCGAACUCGUUAGCGUUGGUUUACAAUGACGAAGGAGUAGCUCAUUUCGUAAAAUACAUCAAUAACAAAUGCACCAAAAGACCAAAUUUACCGGAAGGGAAAGCUGACAGGGCCUUCUACCAAUUAUUCUUCAAUUACUUCGAAUCCCCCGAGCCUAGGUGCGACUAAAUCAGGAAUCCCAUAUUUUAUUACACCUAGAUCUUUUCCUAUGCCCAAGUCAUUUAGUCACAAACUUAAUUAUCUAUGAAAUCCUUCUUGCGCCAACUAACAACUUCAAUAUAAUUUAUAACACCCGAUAUAUAUGCCAAUGUUAUUUAUUAAUAUGAAAUAUUUUACUAUUACUCAUCAUUAUAAAUGGUACAAUCAUUCUAUCUUUAAGAUUUUUGAAUAAUGAUCCCAUCUCUUUAAAAGAAAAUUUAGUGAUUUUA